ACAGGGCUUAGUGGUCCCUAAAAGAAAAAAAAGUUUUUGUUUUUCAAAUUCUGAAUUGUGGUGUUUACUAAUUAAAUAAACAUCCUUAAGCCUUUCCAGUUUUGUACACACUGUAAACGUGAACGGUUUACUCACGGAAGGAAAUUCUUAUUAAGAAGUUUGGGUUGGAAAACAAUCAAUUUGAAAAACUUAAUUUAAAAAUGUUUUCCAUUGCUUUGUGUUAUUUUCCACCCUUCACUGCGACGCCAUGACUUCUAACGUAACCCGAGUCCCGAACAAACGAGGAGAUUUUUUUCUGGAGGGGGGAGAGUAAAAAGAACAAGAUGGCUGUCCCGGGACAAGAAAACUAUCUCCUUUUUUUCACAUAAACACAACACUUUAAUGCGGCGGACAAUUUAUUGGAAAUACUUACUUCUCUAACAACUUUAACUGCUGUAAAAGCAUCAUUUUGUAACUGAAGACGUCGUUUUUGGUUUUUUUGGUUUUUUUACGGGACUUUUCGGGAAGUUUUUAACGGUUUGGUGAGGGUGGAAACUGCUGCAGUUAGCUAUGAUGAGCAGGAUAUCGUUACUGAGGUGUCUUGACGUGACUUUUAGACACUCUGCAACGUUUUAUGUGUUUAGCUCAAUUGGUUGGUUAUUUGACUAACUCUGCAUUAUUUUUUAUUUGUAUUUUUUUUUAGACGUUUAGCGGUUUAGUAGUUAUCUCUGAAUGCUCCAGCCGCUAAAGGUUUUUGUUUAUGGGUAACGUUUAGUUUUUCACAUGAGAUAGAAGUAUACAUUAAUAACAAUAAUAACUGGACCAUGAGUACAUCUCGAGUCAGACCCCAGCAGCUGCCGCAGAGCCAGGCUGGAAGGUCGGCGCACAGACUCGACACAAGUGAAGGGAUAGAGAUGGAGAACAUCCAGCAUCAAGACCUGGGUCUCGGUGGAGUCAUAGGCACCCCGUGCCCUCCGUCGCGACAAGCGUGGAGCCGGGAUAACCCGGGUUUUGAACCCGAGGACGAGAUAAUGGAAGCCGACUGGCCUCAAGCGAGUCCUGGGAGAAGGUCGGCGUCCACGGCCUCCGGCAGCAGCUGCAGCAGCAGCGGCCUGGGUAGCUUCAACCGCGGGGGCAGCAGCACCAACAUCCCCCGAGGAGGACUCUACCCAACCCCGACUUUGGAUGGCCAGCAGCAAGACAUGCAUGGUCACCCCAGCUGUCUGAAGCAGAUACUACAGAAAAUCAGAAUUCUGUGGGGCACAGAGUUGAUGGAAGAGAGUGACAGCAGCCGAGAAAAAUACCUCAGGAACAUACUGAGGGAGAUGCUCACAUACGUCGCAUUCCUGGUCACUAUUUGUAUCUUGACCUAUGGGAUGGUGAGUGCAAAUAUGUACCAUUACACCAAAGUCAUGUCUCAGCUUUUCCUGGACACACCGCUGUCUUCUAGGGACCCAUCCACUUUUAGGAGCCUCUCAACCAUGGAGGAUUUCUGGAAGUUCACAGAGGGACCCUUCCUCAAUGGCAUGUACUGGGAGGUGUGGUACAACAACAAAAGCCUGCCAGAGAAUCAGAGUCUUAUCUACUAUGAGAACCUCCUCCUUGGGGUGCCGCGCCUCCGGCAGGUCAAAGUCCGCAAUGAGACCUGCUCUGUUCAUGAAGAUCUGAGGGAUGAGGUCCAGGAAUGCUACAACAUAUACACUCCUACCAAUGAGGACACCACCUCCUUCGGCCCCAAGAAUGGAACUGCGUGGGUGUAUACCCCAGAGAGUGAGAUGAAUAGCAGCAGUUACUCUGGUCAGAUCUCUAAAUAUGGAGGUGGAGGAUACUACCAAGACUUGUCUCGUACCAAAGAGAAGUCAGCCGUUCAGCUGCAGGUCCUCAAAGAUCACUUGUGGCUAGACAGAGGCAGCAGGGCAGUCUUCCUCGACUUCUCUGUCUAUAACGGCAACAUAAACCUUUUCUGCAUUGCCAGGUUGCUGGUGGAGUUCCCUGCUACUGGUGGCGUAGUGACCUCUUGGCAGUUCCAGACUGUGCGUCUGAUACGAUAUGUAUCCAGCUGGGACUACUUUGUGGGCAUGUGUGAAGUGGCCUUCUGCCUAUUCAUUCUCUACUAUGUGGUGGAGGAAGUGUUGGAGAUCCGCAUCCACCGCCUGCAUUACUUCAAGAACCUGUGGAACUGUCUCGAUGUUCUCAUUGUCACGUUGAGCCUCGUUGCUAUUAUCAUGAACAUAACAAGAACAGCCGCGGUUGGAAACCUACUCAAAGACCUAUUAGAGAACCACACUACUCACCCCAGCUUUGAGCCUUUGGCUAACCUGCAGGUUCAGUUUAACAACAUGGCUGCAGUUAUUGUCUUCUUCUCCUGGGUCAAGCUUUUUAAGUUCAUCAACUUCAAUAAGACCAUGAGUCAGCUGUCCAGCACCAUGUCUCGCUGUGCCAAGGACCUUGUGGGUUUUGCCAUCAUGUUCUUCAUCAUUUUCCUGGCAUACGCUCAGCUGGCCUACUUGGUGUUUGGAACUCAAGUCAACGAUUUCAGCACUUUCCAAGCCAGCAUAUUUACUCAGUUCCGUAUUAUUCUGGGAGACUUUAACUUCUCAGAAAUUGAGGAAGCUCAUCCAGUUGUUGGACCUGUCUACUUUAUAACCUUUGUCUUCUUCAUUUUCUUUAUUCUUAUGAACAUGUUCUUGGCUAUUAUCAAUGACACAUACUCUGAGGUGAAGGCUGACAUGUCCCAGCAGAGGUCUGAAAUGGAAAUGAUGGACCUCAUUAAGAAGAGUUGUAACAAAGCUUUGAUGAAACUGAGACUGAAGAAGACAGCGGUGGAUGACAUCUCAGACGGUUUGCGUCAAGCUGGGGAGAAACUGAACUUUGAUGAACUCCGUCAGGAUCUGAAAGGAAAGGGUCACACAGAUGCAGAGAUUCAGGCCAUCUUUGCCAAGUAUGAUCAGGAUGGCGAUCAGGAGCUGACAGAGCACGAACACCAGCAAAUGAGAGAUGACCUGGAGAAAGAGAGAGAGGACUUGGAUCUGGAACGCAAUUCGCUCACUCGACCCAGCAGUGGGCGGAGCUUCCCUCGCACUCAAGAUGACUCAGAGGAGGACGAUGACGAGGAUAGCGGCCACAGCUCUCGACGCCGUGGCAGCAGCUCGGGGGGUGUUUCCUAUGAGGAGUUUCAAGUGCUAGUGAGACGCGUGGACAGGAUGGAGCACUCUAUUGGGAGCAUAGUAUCGAAGAUCGAUUCAGUGAUUGUGAAGCUGGAAGUCAUGGAGAGAGCUAAUCUUAAAAGACGAGAUGUGGUGAGCAGGCUGCUGGAUGGAGUUAUGGAGGAUGAACAUCUGGGGCGGGACACAGACGCCCACAGGGAGCAGAUGGAGAAGCUCGUCAGGGAGGAACUGGAGCGCUGGGAGUCCGAUGAUAUGGUCUCACAGGUCAGCCACCCACAGCCGGCCACUCCUGUUGGCCCACGGCCUCGCCCUUCUUCAUCCCUGUCCACCGACAGCCUUGUCACGGGCACAAAUGUGAGCAGCCAUGUGUGAAGACUUGGCAUGCUGAAGAGUAUUCCAUUCUGGAAAGAAACUUUAUUGGAUCCUGACUUAAGAUGUGGUCCAUUUUUUGCAGCAAGAGGUACUAAAGUUCAUUAAGGUGGGUUUAACUUACUUGACAUAAUACAAAGGAAGUUAAAUGCACCUCCUCUGAUAUAUGUAAAUGCACUGAAAGCGAGUGAGGGUGUCACAUGAAAAGGGUCUUUGCUCAGUGUCAUGUAUUACUUUGACAGAUGACGAAAGGGAACAUAAAACAGAUGAGGUGCUGAGGAAUAAUGAAGGAUUUAAUAAUUACAGCACAUUAUUACACACACGUACCAGCCAGCAAGUAUAUUCCAAAUUCAGCGUAUAAUUUUAAUAUUACACGCUUUUGAUCGCUGUAUCCACACUUCUUAGCAUUUACACAAAAGGCCUUUCUAUGAAUAAUAAUGUUGCUGAUUAUUUUUUCAUCAUUUUUAAUAUACAGUAGGUACAAGCGUGGCACUUCCUGUCACAUUUACUCAUGCUUCCACUCAUUCUUAUCGUUUUAUGAUACAUAUUGUAACUUGAAACAAACUUCGAUUUGGAGUGCAUCAGUGUUCAUGGGAAACCCAUGCAUUUAUUAUUUUUCUUAUUAUUUUUUUUGUUACAAUCUUAUUUCAUUUUUAAUCUGUUGUUCCAAAUAAAGUGUUAAUAAAAUA
This is a messenger RNA of Archocentrus centrarchus (flier cichlid), 4204 nucleotides long. It is a transcript of the gene pkd2, whose product is annotated as polycystic kidney disease 2. Gene Ontology annotation, molecular function: voltage-gated calcium channel activity; signaling receptor binding; voltage-gated sodium channel activity. Gene Ontology annotation, cellular component: membrane. The record is from RefSeq and is a predicted model, not a curated record. The coding region runs from base 804 to 3518 and encodes 904 amino acids. The transcript has 15 exons. NCBI's taxonomy places the organism in Eukaryota, Metazoa, Chordata, Actinopteri, Cichliformes, Cichlidae. Gene Ontology annotation, biological process: potassium ion transmembrane transport; detection of mechanical stimulus; release of sequestered calcium ion into cytosol.